Messenger RNA from Lasiodiplodia theobromae, 1305 nucleotides. Its product is annotated as Acyltransferase 3. The transcript is spliced from 3 exons. The record is from RefSeq and is a predicted model, not a curated record. Gene Ontology annotation, biological process: polysaccharide biosynthetic process. Gene Ontology annotation, cellular component: membrane. Gene Ontology annotation, molecular function: acyltransferase activity, transferring groups other than amino-acyl groups. NCBI's taxonomy places the organism in Eukaryota, Fungi, Ascomycota, Dothideomycetes, Botryosphaeriales, Botryosphaeriaceae. The coding region runs from base 1 to 1305 and encodes 434 amino acids.
AUGGGAAACGAGAAGAACGUGAAGUGGGUUGAAGGCCUGCGAGGCAUUGCCUCAGUCAGUGUCAUCAUGACCCAUCUCACCCGCGCCUGGUACUUCAGAGCGUUUCUGGCCUCCGACGGCGAAGGCGUUGCGCCCAUCCUAUGGCAAAUGCCCAUCUUCCGCGUUAUCCCCCAAGGCCGCAUAGGCGUCACCAUCUUCGGAUUCCUCACCGGUUUCGUCUGCGCUCUGAAGCCGCUGCGUCAAGCCCGCGCCGGCCAGCACAGCGAUGCGCUCACUUCCAUCGCCAAGAGUGCCUUCCGCCGUAUUCCCAGGCUCAUCCUGCCCUCCACCAUCGCUAUGAUCAUCGCGUGGCUGCUUGCUCAGUUCGGUGCCUUCCACGUUGCUCACCGCACCGACGAGGUUUGGCUUCGCGAGGCCAGCCCCAAGGCAUCCGACUCCCUCUUUGGUGCCUUUGUAGAUCUCUGGAACGCCUUCCGUUCCGUCUGGACCAACGGCUACAUGCCGUACGAUGACCAUCAAUGGGCUAUGUUGCCCCUGCUGAAGGAGUCGAUGCUGGCCUACGUUGGUCUGGCUGCCACCAUCUUCAUGAAGUACAAGUAUCGCGUGAUCACCUACUUCGUCAUGUUCUGCUACUUCUUCCAGGACAACCACCCUCUUGUUGAGACGUUCGCACAGCAGCUGUACUUCGCUAUGCUCCUCUGCGACCUUUCGCUUCACCCCAGCGGCCAGGCUUUCAUGGCCAGCAACCGCUUCGCUCUCAACAUGGUCUCGCCCUUCCUCGUCAUCUUCGGCCUCUACCUCGCCUCGUACCCCGCCGACGGCCCGGAGUGGCUCACCUGGUCCCGCCAGCUGAUGGAGAUGGGCCAGUGGCUCUUCCCCGAAGGCUCCGACGUUCCCCGUCGCUUCUCAGCGCUCGGCCUGGAUAUCAUCAUCAUCGGACUGUUCUUCUCGUCUGGCGCGAAGGAGAUUCUGUCCAACAAGUACUUCAUGUGGCUCGGCCGCAACAGCUUCGCCGUCUACCUGAUCCACGGCACGCUCCUGCGCACCGUGCUGAUCUGGAUGCUGUACGGCAUCACUGGCGAGCCGUUCGAGGAGGUCCGUGACGAGGAGGGCAACAUCAUCGGCAACUGGCUGGAGCGUCCCGGCACGUUUGGCUUCGCCAUCGCUAUCCCCAUCUGGCUCGUCAUCGUGUACACUUGUGCACACUUCUGGACUACAUACGUCGACAACUACUGCGCACAGCUGACGCAGCGCCUGGAGAAGUUCGUUUUCGAGGAGGAGGAGAAGUCGAUUCCUCUUGUCUAG